Molecule: messenger RNA, 2685 nt
Organism: Rotaria socialis
Lineage: Eukaryota; Metazoa; Rotifera; Eurotatoria; Philodinida; Philodinidae
Source: the annotation of a GenBank genome assembly
AUGGCAGCCUCAACGUCAACACCAUAUGACAUACUUCGAGUAAAAAAGGGUAGCACUGAAUAUCAAGUGCGCGUAGCAUAUCGUGCAAGAAUUCAUGAGUACACACAAGAUCGACUUAAGGCGUCUGGAAAGCGUACAAUUACAGCUGAAGAUUUUCGACUUAUUUGCCGCUCUUAUGAAAUAUUAUCCGAUCGUGAUAAGCAUAAAAAAUAUGAUGAAACUGGAAAAUGGGAGUCAGAGUUACCUUUUUCACAAUAUACAUUACAGCAAUUAGCUGCUGAACCUGAACUUGCAGAACAAUUAAAAUCCCGUUUACAAAAAGGGUCACUGAGAAUGAUGGAUGCUAGAGAUCUAAACGCAGGACAUACAACACUAUAUUGUGCAGCACGUGCUUGUAAUUUAGACGCUGUCUACUAUUUAGCAGAACAAGGUGCAAACCCUGAUCUAGCCCAGAGAGGAGGCAGUACGGCUCUACAUGUAUGUUCAUUUUAUGGACAUCCAGAAAUGGUUCGUUGUUUAUUGGAAAGUGGAGCUGAUUAUCGAAAAAAAAACAGUGGUGGCAGUACACCAGAAGAUGAAUGUUAUAAUGGUGAUGUGAGACAAGUGUUUAUCGAGUUGAAAGAAAAACAUUAUGUACAAACAGCUGCAGAUCAACUUGAUUGGCUUAAGAAGAAUAUCAAUUCUGUUAAACAUAUCGAUGAAGAAUAUCAUGUACAACGACAAACAUUACUACAGUGUGCUAGCAAAAAGGGUUAUCUAGAUAUUGUUCGCUGGUUAAUAGAAAGCUGCAACGCUAAUAUAGAUCUUGUUGAUGUUAAUUUAAAUUCAGCUUUGCACCUUGCUGCCUAUGGUGGCCAUGAAGCAGUUGUUGAAUAUCUUCUUGAUCGUGGUGCUAACCCACUUUUACUAAACAAAUGGUGUAUGACAGCUGAAAAAGAAGGUGCUUUUCACCCAGAAAAAAUUCCGAAUCUAUUUGAAUUAAUGCGUAAACGAAAUAUGUAUGAUAUGGCUGCUAAAGGAGUCGCUUGGUGGUUCCAAUACUAUUUUGGUGAUAAAUCACCGAAUGAAGUCAAUGAUAAAGGCAUAAAUUUACUCUAUGUUGCGUGUCGGCAUGGCAAAAAUGAAGUUGCAGAAUGGCUUUUAAACAAAGGAGCCGAUGUUAAUUUAAAACUUUUAUAUGACUCACAAAGUACACCAUUACAUGGUGCUGUCUAUAAUGGGCAUAUUUCAACUGUUGAAUUAUUAUUAGCACAUGGAGCUAAUGUCAGUUUAAAAAAUUUUCAUGGCUCAACUCCUAUUGAUGAUGCAAAAUCGGACGAAAUGACAAAACUUUUAAGACGAUAUCGAACUGAUUUGGAGGAGAAUAAAUUUUUUUCUGUAUAUUUAUAUGGUGAUGGUAAAACGACUGGUGAUAAACCAUUAGCAACAUUACAAUUAACUUGCGAUGCUUCAUAUAACAAUCUUGUUGCAGCAAUGCCUGAUGAAAUGCGAAAAACGUACACAAAUUUUUCUAUGGCUCGACGUCCAUUAAAUUUUGAUCAAGAUGGUAUAACAAUUGUAUCGGCUGCAUGUCGUGCUCGAUAUGUAAAUACGAAAUUCAUUCAGUUGCCUCUAUGUCUAACAGCACAUGAAAGAUCACGCUAUGGUAAUAGUGGUUACGUCUUUCGUCAAGAACCUCCUAAUCAUAAUACACGUGAUGUUCAUGGGAAAUUUUUAUCAAAAUGUGAAAGUUCAUCAAUGAAAAUUCGUGGUCAAUUGGCUGAAAAGCAAAACUUUAUAUUUGGAGACCUAUCCUUUACGUUUCCCGAGAAUUGUGCUAAUGAAGAUCUUGCAAUUAACAUUGAUUACAUCAUAUCGCCAGAUUACGAUUUAUUCAAGUUACAAGAAUGUGUUUGCUUUUUUAUAACAAAAUAUAAAGAUUCCAAAGUUAACCUAAACGACAUGCCGAUAGUAUCAUACAAUGGUGAGCCACACGCUCGACUUUAUAAUUGGGUAUCACCAACGCCUUAUUGGUUUACAUAUAGAACACGCCAAACACGUUUAAUUGCAAUAGGUGAAACGCAUGCGUUUGUGCGCCACGUUGAAAUUAUUCCUUCUCAAUUAAGUCUGCCACCAGAUAUGUUUAUUCCGGGUGGUAUCGGAAGACCAUUGAAAAUCCGUGAUACGCCUGUUUAUUGUAAAUGUUUAAAAAUUCGUGAACACAACAAAGCCGAGUUCCCUCAUGUUGCUUAUCAUGGAACAAAUAUAAAAGCUAUAGAAUCAAUUCUUAUGGAUGGAAUUGUUAUGCCAAGUACGGUAGUGUGUAGUGGAUUACGUGUUUGUCCACCGAACAAUCAUAUUGCACGAGGAGUAAAAGCUUUCGGUGUCGAGGAUUUUUCAAAUGGAAUAUUUGUUACACCAAGUAUACACUAUUGCUCAGAUCCAGCCUACGGAGUUCAAUUUCAACAUGAUGAUGAAUCUCUUAUAGCAGUAUUGGAGUGUACUGUAAAAGAUAAAUCAUUCACACGUUAUAAAUGUACUGUACCGAAUUACGUUGCACACCCAGACGAUGACAUUAAUAACAUCGAAUGGCGUCUGUCAAAUCCAGCCGAACUUGAAAUCAUAUCUGUACUUUUUAUUCCAUUGGUAACAUCAAUCACUGAAACAGCACAAGCGAGAGCUAAGAAAUUCGCUGUUGAUAAAUAG